Molecule: messenger RNA, 1354 nt
Organism: Eucalyptus grandis
Lineage: Eukaryota; Viridiplantae; Streptophyta; Magnoliopsida; Myrtales; Myrtaceae
Product: leukocyte receptor cluster member 1 homolog
Exons: 2
Coding region: 221-904 (227 amino acids)
Source: RefSeq, a predicted model, not a curated record
GCCUAUCUGGGUCGGCUCGUUUUUCCAAAUUGCGAUGUCGGCGUCCGAAUAAAACCGGAAUCGCUUCCUUCCUGUUCGUAGCAAAAAAUACCGAAAGGAUUCCAAGGGCUCGAUCUCAUCGACCUCCGAUUCUCGCCGGCGGAAGAAGCCCUAGAAGAAGCCUUCUCGCCUCAGGCGCGCCUAUCUUCGCUUCUCAGCUUGCCCAAGGUAGCACGACGACAUGGGCGGUCAUGGCGGUUUGAACAUCCUUCCCCAGAAACGUUGGAAUGUGUACAAUUUUGAGAACAGAGAGAAGGUCCGGAAAGAUGAAGAGGCUGCCGCGAAAGAGGAGCAGCUGAAGCGAGAGCAAGUGAGGAAGCGUGAUGCUGAGUUUCGUCUCGAGAAGCUUCGUGCUGCCCGUGGCUUUGCUCCUGCCAGUCAACCUGCGGAGGCCCCUGCUAGUCAGCCUGUGGAGCCAGCUGAGACGGAGAAGGAGUCUGGCCAUAUCAAUCUCUUUGAGGGAAUUAAGAUUUUCGACCCAGUUGAACUACCAAAAAAUGGGGCAGGAGAUGAAAGGGAUGGAUUCAAGAGGAAGAAGAUGAAGAAAGAGGAGGCACCGAAGGUGGUAACUGCAGAGGAUGAGAAAUAUAGAUUGGGAUAUGGGAUUGCUGGAAAAGGAGUUAAAUUGCCAUGGUAUCUUGAGAAGCGGGGUGAUCACGUUGAUGGGGAGAAAUUUGGGGAUGAAGGGCCGUCGAGGGAUGUGAAGGAGCAGGGAAAGAAAAGUGGGAAGAAGACAUUGGAGGAGCUGAGGGAGGAACGGAUGAAGAGAGAAAAGCAGGAGAAAGAAAGGGCAAGGUCAUUGAUGCUAGAGAAGAGCCGGAGGGAUGGAGUUCUACUGAAGGACAAGGGUUUCCAGAGGAGGUGACGCUGCAAAUUUUUUCUCAGUUUAGACUUUUGAUCGUACUUAUAUGUAGAGCUUGCCUUAUGGCUGAUUGGGAGAGUUGGUUUGGCAAGAUUUGGAUUCUAAGGCCCUGUUUUCAGAGGUUUCUGCGCCCCUUGUGCAGUUCUCCAAUCUACAGUUGCCUUGCGAAAUAGGCUCCUGUCGAGAUGCGAACACUUCACUUCAGAUUCUGUUAGAGAAAGAAUGGACUGUUUCGCCUGUCCUUUUCAAAUCCUGGAGACGAUCAAUGGAUAAUCACAGCUUGUAAAUGUCUAUUCCUUUUUAGUUUGGCUUUCUUGGUCAUUAUUGCAUUAUAUUGGAAUGAUAUCACUUCGAUCCUUCUGCAAGUUACUCCAGUUCAUGUCAUUGUCCAUGACUUCAUCAUAUUGACCCGUGAAUUCCUGGGUCAAAGUAAUGAAAAGAGUUGUUGAGCCA